Messenger RNA from Rubroshorea leprosula, 1172 nucleotides. The record is from the annotation of a GenBank genome assembly. Lineage: Eukaryota; Viridiplantae; Streptophyta; Magnoliopsida; Malvales; Dipterocarpaceae.
ACAGCCAAACCCUUCCGUUCGUUCCACUCCUCACUCCACAUCUUCAACCUCGCACCACUAUUUUCCCCUUCACUUCAUUGCCAUUAGAUGGUCAGAACUCAGAAGAAAUCCAAAUUCACAGUUUGUUUCAUGUUGGAGUAAAAGAAACAGGAUCCCCGAAUGAAACCAUCACAGAGGAGGUGGGAUCAGAUGAUAUUAAGGAUACCCAGAUCUAAAUACCCACACAUGUAGCGGAGAAGCUAGCCCAAAGAGAUCCGAGAGGACAACAUACCUACUCGCCGCCGUGAUGUCUAGUUUCGGCAUCACUUCCUUGGCCAUUAUGUCUGUUUACUAUAGUUUUUCUAGGCAAAUGGAGGUAUAUUCCUUUUCUUCCCCUCCCCUGUUUUUCUUAUAAUAUAUAUCGGUUGGAUUCUCUUUGGUUUAAAAAGGGUUGAGAGAAAGAAAGAAAGAAAAUGGAGAUGAAAGAGGCAAAGAAAGAGUUGACACUUGAAAGCACUCAAACUCUCCAAACAGACAGGUUAAAGAAUCCCAACUAACAUUAGUAUUUGCAGAGAAAAGCAAACGCACAAAAAGAAUGCGUAAGCAAUGUCUGUUCAUCAAGACUAUUGCUAUUAGUUUUGUAGAGAUAAUCUGUAACGGUAUUCCUCUGACAACUGCUGCUGUCGCAAAUUUUACCCUGCGGGAAUUGGCUUCUGCUUUGAGGAAAUUAGGUAAUGCUUUGUUUUGUGGUUCAAUUGUUUUUAUCAUUUUCAAAAAUUUUUAAUUGAGGAUCUACUUUUCAAGAGGUUUUGUGUAAAGAUAAGUUAAAGGUUCUUUCUUUCUUUCUGAGGUUUAUAGAAAGAUUUAAUUUGGGUUUAAUCUUUCACAUUUAGUUUACGAUUAGCAUUAGAAUUUGAGGAAUCCUUGCCAAAGUCAUAUUGAGCAAAUUGAAAUCCCAUCUAAAAGUUUGGGAUUAAGAUUCUUUGUUGAUGUUAUGUUGAGCAAGAGCAACUGCUUUCUAACAAAUACCUGUAUUCAUGUGUUCUGGGUUUUGAUCAUUUUUCUUUUGUAUCAGUUUUAUGAAUAUGUGACGAACGAGAUCAUCUUGAUUUGUAUAUUUCUUUUUACAAAUACAAUAAAAUCCGUAAAGAUAGCAUUUGGAAGAUUGUACCAACUAAAGUUCAUGAAGUGAU